Messenger RNA from Fraxinus pennsylvanica, 1092 nucleotides. The record is from the annotation of a GenBank genome assembly. NCBI's taxonomy places the organism in Eukaryota, Viridiplantae, Streptophyta, Magnoliopsida, Lamiales, Oleaceae.
AUGGUUGCAUCAGGUGCCCAAGAAUAUGACAGAAUGCAAGAAUUGAAGGCUUUUGAUGAAACAAAAGCUGGUGUAAAGGGAUUAACUGAUGCUGGAUUGCAAAAAAUUCCCAAGAUUUUUGUAAGACCUGCUGAAGAACUGGAAGAAGAGUUGAAUUACAAGAGGGCUCAAAUUGAAGUUCCUGUGAUUGAUAUGGGUGGUCUGGAUGAAGUCGACCGGCAUGAACAGAUGGUGGAAGAAGUAAGAAUUGCAUCCGAAACAUGGGGAUUUUUUCAGGUGGUGAAUCACGGGAUACCCUUAAAUGUGAUUGAUGAGAUGCUUGACGGAAUACAGAAAUUCAAUGAUCAGGAUGUUGAAGAGAAAAAGAAAUACUACACGAGGGAUAAUACGAGAAGCGUAAGAUUUAACAGCAAUUAUGAUCUGUUCUCAACAAGGACUGCUAGCUGGAGGGACACGUUGACUUUGUCAUUUUCAGAUCCUCAUCAAAACGAUUCCGAGGAAUUGCCAGCUUUAUGUAGGAAGUCAGCUAUAGAGUACUCAAAACAUGUCGAAGAAUUGGGAAAUAUUCUGUUUGCAUUAUUAUCCGAGGCUCUUGGACUCGAACCGGAGCACCUAAAAAACAUGGACUGCUCUCAAGGGCACCGCCUUGUUAGUCACUAUUAUCCAGCGUGCCCUGAGCCAGAACUCACUCUGGGAACCGCAAAGCAUUCAGAUCCUGGAUUUCUCACCAUUCUUCUGCAAAAUCAAAUCAACGGCCUCCAGAUUUUCUCUGAAAACCAAUGGAUUGAUGUUCAACCCAUUCAUGGAGCAUUAGUAAUUAACGUUGGGGAUCUUCUCCAGUUGGUAUCCAACGGAAAAUUCAGAAGCAAUAAGCACAGAGUGGUUGCUAAUCAUCUUGGGCCAAGAAUUUCCGUGGCAUGCUUUUUCUCUGGACCUAUAAACAAAGAUAAGGUUUUCUAUGGCCCCAUCAAAGAGUUAAUAUCAGAAGAAAAUCCUCCCGUAUACAAAGAGGUCCUGCUGAGGGAUUAUGUAAUGAACUUUGUUACUGCUGGACUUGAUGAGAAUUUUCUUAUCAAUUAUUGCAAAGUAUGA